Molecule: messenger RNA, 2808 nt
Organism: Dromiciops gliroides (monito del monte)
Lineage: Eukaryota; Metazoa; Chordata; Mammalia; Microbiotheria; Microbiotheriidae
Gene: PASD1
Product: PAS domain containing repressor 1
Exons: 22
Biological process (GO): regulation of transcription by RNA polymerase II; circadian regulation of gene expression
Cellular component (GO): cytoplasm; CLOCK-BMAL transcription complex; nucleus
Molecular function (GO): protein dimerization activity; RNA polymerase II cis-regulatory region sequence-specific DNA binding; DNA-binding transcription factor activity, RNA polymerase II-specific
Source: RefSeq, a predicted model, not a curated record
AUGAGUCCCACCAAGAGGAAGCACACAGGGAAACCAAAGGUACAAAAUAAAGGAGUACAAACCAUGUCUCUGACUAACAUGGGAGAAACUGAGGAGCGGGCUGGCCUGGAAGCAAGCCAGUUCACAUCCAAGGAGACCAAGGCACCAGAACCUGGGUGCUUAAAGGAAGUAAUGGAUGAAGAAGAGAAGGACAGGUUAAAGAGGGCAUCCCGGAACAAGUCAGAAAAGAAAAGGAGAGAUCAGUUCAAUGUACUCAUUCGAGAGCUUUGCAGCAUGCUCCAGGGGCAAGGCCAGCCCAUCAAGAUGGAUAAGGCCACCAUAUUGCAGAAGACCAUUGACUUUUUACACAAGCAAAAAGAAAAGGAAACCCAGGCGCAAGCUGUUGGUGCCAGAGGGGCCUGGAAACCAUCAUUUCUUAGCAAUGAGGAAUUUACUCAGCUGAUGUUUGAGGCACUGGAUGAAUUUCUGAUUGCCCUGACCACAGAGGGAAUAAUUAUUUACGUGUCUGAUAAUGUCUCUUCUCUGCUCGGCCAUAUACCGUCCGAGCUGGUGCACCAGAAUAUAUUAACCCUUCUCCCAGAGCAAGAGCAUAAGGAAGUCUUCAAGGUACUCUCUCCACAGACAAUCCUGCCAGCCCCUGUCACUGCUGAUUUUCUAAAUGAAAAACAAAUUGAGUUUUCCUGUCAUUUGGCAAGAGGAAGGGUGAACCCCAGUGAUCCUGUGAUUUAUGAAUCUGUGACAUUUUUUGUGGAUUUUAAAUAUCUUUCUCAUGUGCCUAUACCAUCCUGCAGUGACUUUGAGUCUGUGGUUGCCAAGGCCUUCAACUCCCCCACGGAUGAUCCACUUUGUCUGGUAGCAACAGUUCGCCUCAACUCGCCCCAGCUUUUAAAGGAAGUUUGUACCGUGGAAGAACCUGGUGAAGAAUUUACCUCAAGACACAGCUUAGAAUGGAAGUUUCUGUUCUUGGACCACAGGGCCCCCCCCAUUAUAGGGUACUUACCCUUUGAGGUGCUGGGAACUUCAGGGUACGACUAUUACCAUGCAGAUGACUUGGAGCCUCUCGCCCGGUGCCAUCAACAACUGAUGCAGUUUGGAAAAGGAAAGUCGUGUUACUAUCGGUUCCUGACAAAAGGCCAGCAGUGGAUUUGGUUGCAAACUCAGUAUUACAUCACUUAUCACCAGUGGAAUUCCAAGCCUGAAUUCAUUGUUUGCACACACACUGUAGUUAGUUAUGCACAGAUUCAGGCUGAAAGAAGAAAAGAACUUGGGUUUGAAGAGCCCUCGACAUCAGAAAUGACUUCUGUGCCCUUCAAGAGUUCUAGCAGUUUCCCAGAGAUCUCCCAGUGUGGAAAUAGCCUGGACACAAGUAGAGACACAGCAUCUGGUUCAUCCCAUGGUGCCUGCGGACCAUCCCUCACAGUUCUGUCCAAUUCAGCACGUAAGUAUUGCUAGCGAAUUUUUAUUUGUUGCCUUCUGACUUUUUCCCUCUUAGCUAAAUUGUCACUGCAACCCAAGAAAGCCAGCAAGACUCCGAUGAGAUGGGAUAUGUUCAUGGAACCACCAGCGAAGACAUUUGAUAAAACCUUCUCCAGGGAGAUAGCCACCACCAGCAGCGCCAGGGCCAACCGCAGUACCAGAAACAGAAGUAGAAACAGCAACAACUGCACCCAGGACCUGCCAUUUCCUCAAAACUUCACUGAGCAUCUUGCUGCUCACCAUGUGGCCUCGACGAAAAUACCCAUGGUGUCCUCUCAACUAGAAGCUUUGCCUACCUUCCCCUCCCAAGAGGAGCUUGGGGUGAUGCAGCAGCUCAAGGAAGAGCUGGAAGGCCGAACUCGGGCCUUGCAGGCGGACAUCGAAACCCAGAAACAGGAGCUCCAUGCAAUCAAGGAGUGUCUGCAGACCGUGCAAGAUGCUGACUUCCAAGUGCGUCAACAAGGGCCGCUCGGCUCCUUUCCAGCAAAGACAACAUCUGGCCCACACCCCCCAGAGAAUAGCUCUCUUUCUCUGGCGCUGCCUAUGCUGUUGCAAACACCUGCACCAUUGAACUUCAAGCCUCCUAAGCCCCAGAAACCAAAAAAGGUGUCCCAGCGGCGAACCAAGACAUCCAAGACGGCAACAAAAUCCCAACCUGAUUUCCUGGAGCCCAAAGCUUACAGAAGCUCCAAUAUGUCCUCAGUCCAGUUCCUUGGGGGGCCUUGCAUGACCCCCAGCCAGCAACAGCAGCAGCAGCAGCAGCAUAUGAUAAAUGAAAAUGAGAUACAGGACCUAUGUCUGCCAGAGAAUAGUAGAAUCUCCAUGCCUCUCUAUGGAGACCCCAUGUUGUUUUCUGAAACGUACUCCAUCACCGUUUCAGCUGAAGUGCCAAUUGAUCUCAUUCAACAGCCAAUCGAGUAUGAACAAGAUAUCACUCUUGGGUUUCUCCAAGAUGAUCGACUUCUGCCUUCUCCUUCAGCAUUUACUCCCACCAUGUUCAUUCCAACCACCGAUUUAGCCAUCCUUGACCCCCAGCCUGUUCACCAGUGGCAACAGCCCCAGGUCCCCCAGAGUGAGGUCUGCCUUCAGAUUCAUACUCCUGAGGCAGGUCCCGGAAGUCAGGCCCCAGGGCUUUUCCAGGCACCCCAACUAUUGCAGUCACCUUCCAUGGGCUAUUUCCUGCACCCCCAACAGCCCAAUGCAGAGCUGUCGGAGAUGUAGGCACCUCCAGGGGCAGGGCCGGGGCACUCGGAGCUGGAGGAGUGCUAGCUAGAGCCCGUGGAAAAUCGAGUCAAGGGGGAGCAGAAGCUCCAGGAGAAGAACAAACCCAGA